Messenger RNA from Penicillium egyptiacum, 156 nucleotides. NCBI's taxonomy places the organism in Eukaryota, Fungi, Ascomycota, Eurotiomycetes, Eurotiales, Aspergillaceae. The record is from the annotation of a GenBank genome assembly.
AUGCUAGUCAUCGGCUGCGAUAGAAUUCGAUCGAAAGUGCGGCAAUUCGUGAUUGGGGAAGGCGACAAUAAUCCUGCUUACCAUACACACUAUACCUAUAAAUAUGCGUUCCGCGGCCUACUCCCGAUGGAAGAAGCAUAUGCUGCUCUUGGCUAG